AUGGCGACUACCAUGGAGAAAGUAUGGGAGAUUGCGAAGAAUGAGGCCAAGCUCUGCUAUGGCUUCAUUCGUCGCGAUGUGUCCAUGGGAAUGCUUCCUAUUCCCGUCUUCACGACCGCUUCUUUGCUCUAUCGCCAUGCGCCUACGGAGGAGAUUAUUAUUGCGAUUGCCAAAACCCUCGUUCUAGGACUCUUGUACCUCUACUCGUUUGUUGUGGGGAACCAAAUAUGUGGCGUUCAGGAAGAUGAGAUCAACAAGCCCGAUCGUCCCAUUGCGGCCGGCGCAACCAGUCUUAAGGCAGCGCGUAUUCGCUGGGCCGUCUUGACAGUUCUCUACUUCUCCUACGGCUGCUAUCUUCGGGUCGGAAUCUGGUCUGCCAUGUGGAUUGCCAUUUCGUUCGCACACAACUUUUUGUCCUUUGGCGAUUUCGGUCCUACCAAGGACUUGUGCAUCGGUCUUGGAUGCGUUGCUCAGCUGACGGCUGCUUGGCUGAUUGGUGGUGCGCCUUACGAAGUGGGAUGGAACUGGAUCAAGAUCAUCGCUCUCUACACACUAUUUCCGAUUCCUUUACAGGAUCUUCGAGAUGUCCCUGGUGAUUUGGCUGUGGGUAGACGCACCACCCCAAUCCUCAUGGGCGACAUGCCUUGCCGCAUCUACAUCUCUAUCGGAGUCUUCAUCUCCCAAUUCCUCCUCAUAAAAUACCGCAUUCUGGAUCAUCGCCUCGACUGGUCCACCGUGGGCCUCUCUGCGGUUCUGGGCAUUUUAGCCCUUAUAGUCAUUUUCCGACUUUUCGCGUUUCGCGACGUUAAGAGCGAUCGUUUUUCGUAUCGACUCUACACUGUGAUUUACCUAUUCCAGCCGUUGUCGGCAUGCAUCACGCUUCGGUAA
Molecule: messenger RNA, 888 nt
Organism: Talaromyces amestolkiae
Lineage: Eukaryota; Fungi; Ascomycota; Eurotiomycetes; Eurotiales; Trichocomaceae
Exons: 3
Coding region: 1-888 (295 amino acids)
Cellular component (GO): membrane
Molecular function (GO): transferase activity, transferring alkyl or aryl (other than methyl) groups
Source: RefSeq, a predicted model, not a curated record